AUGUCUUGCUCUCAAAAGUCCUGCGAAGGCUGCUCAUGUAGCAGCAGCAACGCUACUCGACCCCCAGUUGAAAUUGAAGAUUGCAUCAGCGAGUUGCAAGCACUGCGGCGACGAAAUCAAGAGUUGGAGACUCGUUUGGGUCUCACUUCAGAACAAAAUGCACCUACCAUCACCAAGACGCCCGGUCGCACUCUCCGAUCCGCGGCAUGGUUCGAUUGUCGUAGCGACCCCGGCAUGACCGCCAUUUACAUGGAGAGGUAUUUCAAUUUCGGCAUCACACGAGAAGAGCUGAUGUCUGGCAAGCCGAUGAUUGGAAUUGCGCAGUCGGGGUCGGACCUUGCACCAUGCAAUCGACACCAUAUUGAGCUGGCGAAGCGGGUCCGGGAAGGGAUUCGCACAGCUGGUGGCAUUGCCAUUGAAUUUCCUACACAUCCAAUCCAAGAGACUUCACGGCGGCCAACUGCCACUUUGGAUCGCAAUUUGGCUUACUUGACUUUGGUGGAGAUUCUGACUGGGUAUUUCCUCGAUGGAGUGGUGCUUUUGACAGGAUGUGAUAAGACAACUCCAGCAUGCCUCAUGGCUGCUGCUACUGUGAAUAUUCCAGCGAUUUGUAUGAACGUUGGGCCCAUGUUGAAUGGCUAUGCCAAGGGCACGCUCGUAGGAUCGGGUGCUGUGUUGUGGAAAGGUAGAGAGAUGUAUGCUACCGGUGAGAUUGACGAGAAUCAGUUUAUGGAUUACAUCUCUCAAAGUACGCCUUCUGUGGGACACUGCAAUACCAUGGGAACUGCAUCGACAAUGAAUGCCCUUGCAGAGGCGCUCGGCAUGGCUCUUCCAGGCUCCGCCGCGAUCCCUGCAGCUUAUCGUCACAGAGCUCAAUGCGCUUACGAAACCGGCAAACGUAUCGUGGAAAUGGUCGACCUUGACCUCAAACCUAGCGACCUGAUGACCCGCCAAGCGUUUGAAAACGCCAUUGUUGCAAACGGAGCCAUUGGCGGCAGCACCAAUGCCCCUAUUCAUCUGAAUGCCAUUGCCCAACACAUGGGGGUGGAGCUGUCCAUGGACGACUGGGAUACGAUCGGAUCACGAAUCCCUUUAUUAUUGAACAUGCAGCCGUCGGGUGAAUAUCUGGGGGAAGAAUAUUUCCGGGCUGGGGGUCUACCGGCCAUCAUGGCCGAGCUUCUGGAUGCGGGUAAACUUCAUGGGGAUGCGCUGACCUGCAAUGGUCGCACAAUUGCCGAGAAUGUCAAGGAUAAGCAUUCAUGGGAUCGGAAGGUGAUUCGUCCCUACGAUGAUCCAUUGAUGAAAGAUGCAGGAUUUGUUCAUCUCAAGGGGACACUAUUUGACUCGGCCAUCAUGAAGACCUGCGUCAUCUCCCCCGCGUUCCGUCAACGAUACCUGUCCAACCCCCAAGAUCCAGAGGCCUUUGAAGGUCCAGUGGUCGUCUUCGACGGCCCAGAAGAUUACCACAGCCGCAUUGAAAAUAUGCCCGAGAUUGACGACCAGACGGUCCUGAUCAUGCGUGGCGUUGGACCUCUGGGAUACCCUGGUGCCGCCGAAGUGGUCAACAUGCAUCCGCCAAGCCAACUUCUCAAGAAGGGUGUCGACGCCUUGUUCUGCAUCGGCGAUGGCCGCCAGUCUGGAACGUCGGGGUCCCCAUCUAUUCUCAACGCCAGCCCAGAGGCAGCAGCCGGUGGAAAUUUGGCCAUUCUUCGAAGCGGAGAUCGGAUCCGCAUCGAUUUGCCAAAGCGACGAGUGGAUCUUCUCAUGAGCGACGAGGAGAUUCAGGAUCGGAGAAAGGAAUUCUUUUCCAAGGAGUACCCUCUGGUUCCAAGUAGCACGCCUUGGCAAGAGAUCUUCAGACAGGAAACAGAUCAACUUUCGGCUGGGAUGGUGUUGAAGAAAGCAGUCAAGUAUCAACGUUUGGCGCAGACCAAUGGUCCGCCGAGACAUAAUCAUUGA
Messenger RNA from Penicillium oxalicum, 1959 nucleotides. RefSeq names its product IlvD/Edd family dehydratase. Gene Ontology annotation, molecular function: hydro-lyase activity. The record is from RefSeq and is a predicted model, not a curated record. The transcript has 3 exons. NCBI's taxonomy places the organism in Eukaryota, Fungi, Ascomycota, Eurotiomycetes, Eurotiales, Aspergillaceae. Bases 1 to 1959 code for a protein of 652 amino acids.